AGGUCUCCCAAUUGUGGCGGGGACCAUGGACAUUCGCCACUUCUUCUCUGGAUUGACCAUUCCUGAUGGGGGCGUGCAUAUUGUAGGGGGUGAACUGGAUGGCCCACUGUGUGACCUCGGUACAGCUCUCCAUCUCCUGUGACCACCUCAUCGAUAAGGACGUUGGCUCCAAGUCCGACCCACUCUGUGUCCUGCUACAGGAUGUGGGUGGGGGCAGCUGGGCUGAGCUCUGUCGGACAGAGCGUGUCCGGAAUUGCUCCAGCCCUGAGUUUUCUAGACCACUGCCAAUCAACUAUCACUUUGAAACAGUCCAGAAGUUGCGUUUUGGUGUCUAUGACAUUGACAACAAGACUCCUGAUUUGGGAGAUGAUGACUUCCUAGGGGGAGCAGAGUGUACUCUAGGACAGAUUGUGUCCAGCCAGACGGUGACCCUUCCUCUAAUGUUGAAGCCUGGGAAGCCAGCAGGGCAAGGAACCAUCACGAUCUCAGCUCAAGAGGUGAAGGACACUCGAGUUGUGACCAUGGAAGUAGAGGCCAGGAACCUGGACAAAAAGGACUUCCUGGGCAAAUCUGAUCCCUUCCUAGAGUUUUACCGACAGGGUGAUGGAAAGUGGCAUCUGAUCUACAGAUCUGAGGUAAUUAAGAACAAUCUGAAUCCUACAUGGAGCCGCUUCAGUGUUCCUUUGCAGCGCUUCUGUGAGGGAGACCUCAGCCUGCCCAUCCAGGUGCGCUGCUCAGACUAUGACAGUGAUGGCUCUCAUGACCUCAUUGGCUCCUUCCAGACCAAUCUGACCCAGCUGCAGGGCACCCCAGUGGAGUUUGAAUGUAUUCAUCCUGAGAAGCAGCAGAAAAAAAAGAGUUAUAAGAACUCGGGGACCAUCCGGGUCAAGGUCUGCCAGAUUGAAGCAGAGUUCUCCUUCUUGGACUAUGUGAUGGGUGGCUGCCAGAUCAACUUCACAGUGGGUAUGGACUUCACUGGGUCCAACGGAGACCCUUCCUCUCCAGAUUCCCUGCACUACCUGAGCCCCUCUGGCGUCAAUGAGUACUUGACAGCUCUGUGGAGUGUGGGCUGCGUGGUACAGGACUAUGACACGGACAGACUGUUCCCGGCUUUUGGAUUUGGGGCCCAGGUGCCCCCUGAUUGGCAGGUUUCUCAUGAAUUUGCCUUGAACUUCAAUUCCAGCAACCCUUACUGCUCAGGCAUCCAGGGCAUUGUAGAUGCCUAUCGCCAGGCCCUGCCCCAAGUCCGACUCUAUGGCCCCACAAAUUUUGCCCCAAUUAUCAACCAUGUCGCCCGAUUUGCCGCUCAGGCUGCACAGCAGGGAACUGCUUCGCAAUACUUUGUGCUGCUCUUGCUGACUGAUGGGGCCGUGUCAGAUGUUGAAGCUACGAAGGAGGCCGUGGUCCAGGCCUCACGCCUGCCCAUGUCUGUCAUCAUCGUGGGUGUCGGGGGUGCUGACUUCACGGCCAUGGAGAUGCUGGAUGGGGAUGGGGGUCCCUUGCGUUCCCGAAGUGGAGAGGCUGUUGCCCGAGACGUCGUCCAGUUUGUGCCUUUCCGCCAGUUUCAAAAUGCCCCUCGGGAGGCACUGGCCCAAGCAGUCCUUGCAGAGAUACCCCAGCAGCUCGUGUCUUAUUAUAAGGCAAAGGGCUUGGCCCCCCACAAGGCCCCAGUGCAACCUGCCAAGGACCCAGCUCCAGCCCCAAUCUCAAAGAACUAAUCGACCACAGCACUGACUCUUUCUGCACAUGAGUAUGUCUCUGCCUCAUUUCUGUGGGAGGAGAGACAGAGCUUCUGUCCGAGGUGGUGGACAUUUUUGCUUACUGCUUUGGGUUAUAUGUAUAUGUAUACUAUAGGCCAAUCGUUCUCAAGCCAGCCUGACCCUAGCACAUUUUUUACCUUUUAUAUUUGUAUACAUUAUGCUAAUUUUGCAUUCCUCUUAUCAUGUACACACAUUCCCUAUGCUUUUAAUAAAGAUCAAUCAAAACUGAA
Antechinus flavipes (yellow-footed antechinus) is the source of this 1990-nucleotide messenger RNA. RefSeq names its product copine 1 (gene CPNE1). Gene Ontology annotation, molecular function: calcium-dependent phospholipid binding. Gene Ontology annotation, cellular component: plasma membrane. Gene Ontology annotation, biological process: positive regulation of tumor necrosis factor-mediated signaling pathway; regulation of canonical NF-kappaB signal transduction; cellular response to calcium ion. The record is from RefSeq and is a predicted model, not a curated record. Bases 99 to 1718 code for a protein of 539 amino acids. Lineage: Eukaryota; Metazoa; Chordata; Mammalia; Dasyuromorphia; Dasyuridae. The transcript has 16 exons.